Molecule: messenger RNA, 2660 nt
Organism: Zychaea mexicana
Lineage: Eukaryota; Fungi; Mucoromycota; Mucoromycetes; Mucorales; Lichtheimiaceae
Product: P-loop containing nucleoside triphosphate hydrolase protein
Exons: 11
Coding region: 1-2250 (749 amino acids)
Molecular function (GO): RNA helicase activity; RNA binding; ATP binding
Source: RefSeq, a predicted model, not a curated record
AUGAGUUUUCCGGCCAAGAAAUUUAAUUUUGGUUUUCCAUCGAGUAAAAAAGCAACAGAGGCAAAAAAGACAGAAGCUGCUGAUUCGUCUGCUACUUCUUCUUCUUCUGCUACUGCUGCUACUAUUACUCCUCAAGGACCACCACCAAAACGCAGAUUCGGUGGUGAUUCUGACGAAGAAAAAGCAACAGCCAAUAGCGAUUCAACGAAACGAGUACGAAGCAGUCUCAUUGACGCCGACGACGAACAGGAGCUUUUGGCCAGUGCAGGCAUUGGUCCCACCUCGACGGUAAAACCAACAGCAGAGCAAGCCAACGAUGACGAUGAAGAAGAUCCUUUGGACGCUUUCAUGGCAGACAUGAGCGAACAAGCAAAGACGACCAAGACGGAAAGCAAGGCACGUCGCGACGAUUUUGAGGAAGAAGAUGAUAUGGAGAGCUACAUACGGCAUAUGAAAGAAGAAGGUGUUACAGUGGGCCAAGUGGAUAGCCGAUCUUACAUGGAUCGCAAUGAGUACGCCGACUCGGAUGAAGAAGUGUAUGCAGCAGCAGCAAGAAUUGAUGCAGAACUCAACAACAACUCGGAUGAUGGAGAGCACGGCCCUGUCAAACGAGAGAUUGAACCACUCGCCAGAGUCGAUCACGACGAAAUUGAAUAUCCCGAGAUCGAAAAGUAUUUCUACGAGGAGCACCCAGAUAUUACAGCACUUGGCAACGAACGAGUAGCCGAGAUCCGACGGGAACUUGGAUUGCAUGUCACGGGAUCUGACCCACCUGCGCCAUGUAUUUCGUUUGCACAUUUUGGAUUUGAUCAAGAUGUCAUGGCCACCAUCAUCAAAGCCGGGUACACUGAACCUUCUGCAAUCCAAAAGCAAGCCGUGCCCGUGGCAUUGCAGGGCCGUGAUAUUAUAGGCAUUGCCAAGACGGGAUCGGGUAAGACUGCUGCAUUUGUUCUACCGAUGCUUGUGCAUAUCAUGGACCAAGAAGAACUUGCCAAAGGUGAUGGCCCGAUCGGUUUGGUCAUGGCACCCACACGUGAAUUGGUGGGCCAGAUUUAUGCUGAGACCAAAAAGUUUGCCAAGGCGUAUGGACUAAAGGUGGCCGCUGUUUAUGGUGGUGCAUCAAAGAUGGCGCAAUUCAAGCAGUUGCGAAGCGGCACCGUCGAGAUCCUGGUUGCAACGCCUGGUCGAUUGAUAGAUAUGCUUAAAAUGAAGGCUACGAAUCUCAAGCGCGUCAGCUAUCUUGUUCUUGAUGAAGCGGAUAGAAUGUUCGACCUUGGUUUUGAACCUCAAGUACGCUCUGUUUGUGACAACGUCCGACCCGAUCGCCAAGCUUUGCUGUUUAGUGCCACCUUCCCACGAAAAGUAGAAUAUUUGGCGCGCGAAGUAACAGCGGAUCCGAUUAGAAUCAGUGUUGGCACGACGGGUCAAGCAAACGAAGACAUCACUCAAGUCAUUGCUGUGCUUGAUGAGGAAAUGCUAAAGUGGGAUUGGCUGAUAAGACGGUUAUCUGGAUUUUGCGCUGAGGGAAGCGUCAUCGUAUUUGUGUCGCGAAAAGGGGCUGUGGAUGUACUUGCUUCGAAUAUCAGCGAAUCCGGGUUUCCUUGCGGAGCACUCCAUGGAGAUCUGAUGCAAUACGAGCGCGACAAGGUACUUCGUGACUUUCGCGCAAACAAGUACGCCAUUUUAGUGGCAACAGAUGUAGCGGCCCGCGGUCUGGACAUCAAGGCUGUAAAGAACGUCGUGAACUAUGACAUUGCCCGUGACAUCGACUCGCAUGUACACCGGAUCGGACGUACGGGACGUGCAGGCGAGAAGGGAACGGCCUAUACGCUCAUCACUCGCAAGGAGGAUCGUUUUGCUGGAGAGCUGGUCAGAAACUUGGAAAGCUCUGGUCAGGCGGUCCCCCAGGAUCUAAUGGCUCUUGCAUUGACAAAUCCCAAGUUCAAAAGCUCUCGGAUACACGGUGGCAGUCGCGGUCAAGGAAGGGGCCGUGGUCGAGGUGGUCGAGAUGGCCGAGGUGGAUUUAGGGGGCGAGGCGGGCGUUUCAGAGGAGGAGGAGGAGGAGCAACAGGAGCGGGAGGAGGCAUCACUGGUUCUAAUGCUGAACCAUUGCUACCAAGGUCAUCAGGCUCACGACCAGGACCAUCGUUCCAAGCCAUGAAGUUCCAAAAAGCGAGUUCGGACGAAGCUGGUGCUCGAGGACUCAAUACAACUGCAGGGGUGCAGCAAAGUAGUCGUCGUUGGGACUAGCAUAUACACAACAUGUACAAGUUUACCUCACUCUGCACUAGUUUUAGUGUGCGAGGCUGAUCUUGUCUGAAUCUGACAUGCAGACAUGUCAUAUUUGGGGAGAUAAUAAAGUGCUUCUUUGCUUCUCGAUACACGCCGCUGCCGCUAACUGCUUGAUAGUAUUUCUAAAACGCUUCUGCGAUGAUCUGCACAUGUAAUUAUAAUAGUGGUUUAUACGUGCUAGUACGCAUUACCCCAAAAUUUUAUAUGAAAACGCGCUGGAAAGUGCAGUUUUCACUACAUAAUGCUCUGUACGUAGUACCUUUUAGCAUAAGGCGCUUGUUUUCAUGUCGUGGUCACACAAAUGACGAUCGCCUUUUGACUGACUAAAAGGCCCAGGCCCAUGGCCGGACGAACGCCGUAAUAUGUAU